Gossypium arboreum is the source of this 1978-nucleotide messenger RNA. RefSeq lists its product as uncharacterized. The transcript has a single exon. Bases 407 to 1831 code for a protein of 474 amino acids. The record is from RefSeq and is a predicted model, not a curated record. NCBI's taxonomy places the organism in Eukaryota, Viridiplantae, Streptophyta, Magnoliopsida, Malvales, Malvaceae.
GAAAAUUUGGCUCAAAACCCAAUAUGUCUGUUUAGAUGAGAGUAAAUAAUCUCCUCUUUAGAUCUUAGAUUUUACUGAAAGAACUGAGGCAAACUUUAACUGUUCAUGUUCUGAAAGAGAAAAAAGAAGGGGCAAAAGAAAGGCAAUGGUCGAAAUUCCAAAACCCCAAAACUAGUUUGGGAAGCGACUUUACCUUUGGAAAUUAGUUUCUUCUUCACUUAUAAAAACAACAAAGACAAGCCCUCCUCUCUUCAAUGUGUGUGUUAAGACCAAACACCAAAGCCUUCCCUUUUGUUUUUUUUUUUUUUUUUUGUCUCUAUCGAGAGGUAAUUCAACGUGUGGUAUUGUAAUUGGUUGGUAAUCCAACAAGGUACAGCUCACCUAAUCUUUUUAACAAUUCCCCCAGAUGGAAGCUGUAUCAGCUACAAUGAAAGCCAUUAACUUCCCUGCAACUUCCACCGUCCCCAGAGCAACUGUUUCUAUUACGGUGGCCUCACCAUGGUCACAGACCAAAAUCAACAUGCUUCCCUUUUAUGCCCCAAAUCCCAACACCAGAUUCAGCUCAAUUUGUCUCCCUCGCUGUUCUACAAAACCAAACACUGACACUAACAACGAAACUGACCAAAAUCCAACUUUUGAACCCAAUCCCAGUCUAACCACUGAGAAGCAAUCAAGCGCUGUUUCAGAUGAGGUAAUCCCCUCUUCUUCAAUGCCCCCUUCUUCUCUUUCUAGAGGUUUAGUGCUUGAUUUGGGUCCUGUUGGUUCUUGGGACUGCAAAGAUAUUGGUUCACCAGUGGUUAAAAGGUUCCUUAGUGAUGAGGAAGAAAGAUGGUAUAUGUGGUACCAUGGAGUUUCCACUGAUACCCAAGGUUCAGAUUCCAUAGGGUUAGCAGUUUCAAGCAAUGGGGUUCAUUGGGAGAGAGGUAAAGGUGCAGUGAAAUCAAGUGCAGAUGUUGGUUUGGUCAUGAGUUGUGGCAAUGAUUGGUGGGCUUUUGACACACAGAGCAUUAGGCCUGGUGAGAUAGUCAUCAUGUCUAGUGCUAAAGUGAGAGCCUCAAGUGCUGUUUAUUGGCUUUACUACACUGGCUACAGCAAUGAGAAGGUGGAUAUUUCAGCUGAUUCUUUAGGAUUCAAUGUGCAAAACCCUGAAAAUCAAAGUAGCCAAACUGGGGAAGUGUUGAGGUCUUUACCAGGUUUGGCAAUCAGUCAAGAUGGAAGGCAUUGGGCUAGGAUUGAAGGGGAGCAUUAUAGUGGAGCAUUGUUUGAUGUAGGGUCCGAGGGAGAUUGGGAUUCAUUGUUCAUAUCAUCACCACAAGUUGUUUUCCAUGGGAAUGGUGAUCUAAGAAUGUACUAUCACUCAUUCGACGUGGGAAAUGGGGCUUUUUGCAUUGGGAUGGCAAGGUCAAGAGAUGGGAUGAAAUGGAUAAAGCUAGGGAAGAUAAUGGGAAGUGGGCCAAAGGGAUGCUUUGACGAACUUGGAGCAAUGAAUCCCUAUGUAGUUAAGAACAAGAAAGAUGGAAACUAUGUGAUGGCAUAUGAAGGUGUUGGUGCUGAUGGGAGGAGAAGCAUUGGACUGGCAGUGUCAGUUGAAGGAUUGAAAGAUUGGAGAAGGGUUGAAGAUGAAGCAGUGCUGAAACUAGCAACAAUGGAGGAUGGAUGGGACAGUAAAGGGAUUGGAUCACCAUGUUUGGUGGAAAUGGAUGGUGACGUUGAUGAAUGGAGAUUGUAUUACAGAGGUAUUGGUAAUAGUGGCCGAUGUGGGAUUGGAAUGGCUGUUUCUGAUGGAAGUGAUAUUACAAGGUUUAGAAGAUGGAAAGGGUUUCAAGUAUAAAGUUCAAUUUCAGUGCUAUGAUUUUGGACCAUCUUUGUCCUAAUUUGUGCUCAUUCAAGUUACAUCUUUUUUAUGUAAUGCUAUUUCAUGUAAUAAUCUUUAUAUAUUUCCAUUUACAUAUGAUGAAACCAAUGAUAUCAUCUCAAA